Molecule: messenger RNA, 1125 nt
Organism: Dicentrarchus labrax (European seabass)
Lineage: Eukaryota; Metazoa; Chordata; Actinopteri; Moronidae
Exons: 2
Coding region: 111-974 (287 amino acids)
Cellular component (GO): nucleus
Molecular function (GO): DNA binding
Source: RefSeq, a predicted model, not a curated record
AGAGAGAAAAUACAAGAGAGAGAGACAUAAGGUAGGCAAGGGGUGUGGGUGUGUGUGAGAGAGAGAUUUGCUUUUAUUCCUUUACAGGUGCAUCAAGAUGGUUAAAAACAAUGCUUUGGUUUAAGAUGCCUAACAUCAGACAGCUGCCCCAGAGGGAGAGGAAGACGAGGAAGUGGACCCCGGAGGCCAUGGGACAGGCCAUCCAGGAGGUGAAAGCAGGCAGGCUGAGUCUGGGGCAGGCAGCCAAACAGUUUGGGGUCCCAAAAACGAGCCUGAGUGACCGAGUCAGUGGAAGGGUGGCCUCUGACUGUGCAUGGUCAGAGGGCCAUCCAGAAGAGAGAAGGGGGAAGUUGGGCCAGACGUGGUGGCUCAACUUCCGCAGGAGGCAAGGCCAGUGCUUCACUUCUCGGACCCCAGACAAUAUUGGCCGUGGGAGGGCAUCCUGUGCAAAGAGGGGGCCGAUUGAACACUACUUCACUCUCCUCAGAACCAUGGAGGAGCACGGGUUGAGGGAGAAACCCCGUCAAAUCUAUAACUGCGAUGAGACGGGGUUUCAGCUGGACUCGUCGAGAAGAAAGGCCUAUGCUUAUAGGCAGGCCCAGGGGACCAGGGACCACAUCACCGUCCUGGCCUGCCUCAACGCGGCUGGGGAGGAUAUCCCCCCUUUCAUAAUUUACAAAGGGGGAUAUCCCCGGGGGCCCUAUUACAAGGAGGGGGUCCCCGACGCCCUCUAUGGGCACAAAUCCCACCUGGAUCCAGAGCUGGUCCGGGUGGCAAAGAGGGAGGAGGUCAUUCUCCUGUGCCUUCCACCACACACGUCUCACAUCCUGCAGCCUCUGGAUAUGACUUUCUUUGGACCCUUGAAGGCAGAUUUCUCUGGAAUUAUAGGAGAUCUGUCGGCUUAUUUAAAACAUAUUCUUAAAUAUAUUUUUUCUAGGAGUAGGUCACACCACCACCAUGGAAGAUCUGUGUGACCAGUGCAGGGAACCUGACCCUCCGGGUGUCUGCUCGGAGGGAUUGGUGCCGUGGGUCCAGUGCAACAAAUGUGCCAAAUGGUUUCACACCAUUUGUGUCGGCUGGGCGGAGCUGGACAAGGACGAAUUUUGGUGUUUUUGGUGUCUUAAU